This is a messenger RNA of Doryrhamphus excisus (bluestripe pipefish), 2280 nucleotides long. Its product is annotated as serine/threonine-protein kinase pim-3-like. Lineage: Eukaryota; Metazoa; Chordata; Actinopteri; Syngnathiformes; Syngnathidae. The record is from RefSeq and is a predicted model, not a curated record. Gene Ontology annotation, cellular component: cytoplasm. Gene Ontology annotation, biological process: regulation of mitotic cell cycle; negative regulation of apoptotic process; protein autophosphorylation. Gene Ontology annotation, molecular function: protein serine/threonine kinase activity; ATP binding.
UGUGGGUUUUUGUGGGGAGGAGGAUUUGUUGCAAAUUUGACAUUUUCAUGGUCUGACAUACUUAGCACUCGUUUAAUUCUAAACUGGGGUGCCCAACUUGGCAUUACAAAGGCAAUUAUUUCUCAUUUGUGAUUGGUCAAAUAUUGGUAACGUAAGAACAUGGCGCUGUGUGAUUGGUCAGAGCAUAUUCGAGCGGCGAACUGAGUCAUUAUUUUAUGCUAACAUUUAUCAUAAUUUGCAACCAGUUACAUUUCAUUCAAUACAUAUAUUGUACUCCCUUUUCAACGUUUUGACAGACAUUUAUAUUUUCAUUAGGUUUUAUUUAAAUCUGUCGUCAGUGGUGAGCAGCGUCAGCUCCUUCCAGGUAUCCCUGCGCUAAUCUUACUACGUAAAAGUAGUCCACUUACCGUCUCAUUGAUUUAGCGUGACAUUUUAUCCACAGAAGACUGGAAUUCAGUGUAACUGUGACGACAAAGCUCGUUGUCGUUUCUCGCAUGUUUAACUAAGUCAAAGUCCACGAUGUUAUUUGCAAGCCUCGCCGCGUAAGGAUAUGCAAUGGCUGACUCCGGUUGUAAACAUUGACUAUACCGGCACAGUAGCGCGCUAGACCAAGAUGGCUGUUAGACUCGUGCAUAUUCACAACCUUCAUCUUGUAUUUCUCUUCUGAGAAGGGCCGAAAGCUCAACGAUUACAUAGGAGUCGUUGGGCAAACAUUUUGUGUUUUUUUAUAGAAAGGAGGCAGGCGUUAUGCUGCUCUCCCAGCUUGGCUCAUUGCCCACCAUGGCGUGCAGCAUGGAGCUGCCGCCGGCCAAGCGGCAGCAAGCCAAAAAAGACAUGCCAACGUUUGAUAACGUGUACCGACUGGAGUCUGUGCUCGGCAGUGGGGGGUUUGGUACCGUCUACUCUGGGGUCCGCAUGGCCGACAGCCUGCCGGUGGCAGUGAAACAUGUGUGCAGUGACAGAGUGACUGAGUGGGGCUCUUUGUCUGACGUUGCUGUUCCACUGGAGAUCAUCUUGUUGAAGAAGGUGGGUGAGGCGUUUGGUGGCGUAGCUCGUCUCCUGGACUGGUGGGAGCGCCCGGACGGCUGGCUCAUAGUGAUGGAGCGCCCUGAGUUGGGCCAGGACCUUUUUGACUACAUCACAGAGCGUGGCGCUCUGGAUGAGGUGGCAGCACGUGGCUUUUUCCGCCAGGUGCUGGAGGCGGUGCGCCACUGCUACACGUGUGGUGUGGUCCACCGCGACAUCAAGGACGAGAACCUUCUGGUGGACUUGCGGACUGGACAGAUCAAACUCAUUGACUUUGGCUCUGGGGCGCUGCUCAAAGACGGAAUUUACACUGACUUUGAUGGUACAAGAGUAUACAGUCCACCAGAAUGGAUCCAACUCAGACGGUACCAUGGCCGCUCGGCCACCGUGUGGUCUCUGGGCGUGCUGCUUUAUGACAUGGUGUGCGGGGACAUCCCUUUCCAACAGGAUGAGGAGAUCCUGAGAGCAAAGCUCUGCUUCAAUCGUAGCGUCUCUGCAGAAUGCCGGCAGCUGAUUGGCUGGUGUCUCAGCCUGAAGCCCCAUGACCGUCCAACCCUGGAGCAGAUCUUCCUCCAUCCAUGGGUGACGUUUCACAGCGGCGACAAGGAGGAGAGCACCACACUUCACGCCGUCACAGCUGACCCCUCAUCAUCAUCUCAGGAAUGCAUCUGAUUUGUCUGUCAAACAGCGGAGGAGCAUCAGGUGGAUGUUCUCAGGCUCUGGAGAUGUGUAGAAUGUUCCUAUAGAGCCAACCUUCCAACCCAAAUGAGCUUUAAGCGAACACUGAACAUUUUUAGUCACAAAACAAUCCAGUCAUAUUCCUCCUGAGCUCUCCUGUGAUGACAUACUAUAGUCUUCUUUAUCCAUUAAGCUUUUUCUGUUGACCAGAAAAAAUCAGUCCAAAAAUGUUGAAGCUGACAAAUGCUGUAGUGUUUCUCAUUCACUUUAUUUCACUACAGUCUUUUUGUACCUUUUUUUGUCCCUGUCUGUUCCUCACGCACAGCCAAUGCAAUGAUACAGUUUUGUAGUGAGUAUAUAUUCUAUUUGCUUUUUAUAUGUGCAUAUUUUGUACAGUUUUUUUUUUUUAAUUUAUAGAGAGAACAUUCCUCACUCUUAUUUAUAUUUUCACUUUUCUGAAAGACUUUUGUUUUGAUAAUGUUUUUGUUUUAGUCUUGCUGAGCUGCAUGUUUUUUUGUUCGGCCUGAUUCCAGUUUUGAAAUACAAAGUUACAGUGACAGAAGAAAAAUAUUUUUG